ACGAUCCAUUGAUCUCUGAUAGAUCACCUUCGUCCAUAAAACCGCAGCCAGAUGAACCACAGACCACCGGAAAACACCUACUGUGAUCGAUAUCAUACUUUCAGGCCAAAGACUCCACCUUUUUCCGGCUAAGAUCACAGUUUCCGGCCAAACUCUUGCCGCUGAUUGAGAUGGAAUCAGGAACUUGGAGGCUGCUUUUGUCUAUGGUACCACUGCUUUUGUAUUUGCUAUUCAUCGUCUACUUCGAUUACAACUCUCCAAAGCCUACAACAAGUGGCUGCAGUCUUUUUCCUCAUGAUCAUUACUGGAUUACUAGCAAACGCAUUGUGACACCCCAUGAGAUCAUUUCUGGUGCAGUUGAGAUUAAUGGAGGAAGCAUCAUAUCUUUGGUUAAAGAAAAGGAUUGGCAAGGACAAGUCAAGAAUGAACCAGUGAUUGAUUAUGGAGAAGCUGUUUUGAUGCCUGGUUUAAUUGAUGUGCAUGCACAUCUUGAUGAUCCAGGAAGGGCAGAAUGGGAAGGAUUUCCUUCAGGAACCAAGGCUGCUGCUGCUGGUGGAAUAACAACAUUGAUAGAUAUGCCUCUUAAUAACUUUCCAUCUACUGUUUCUGAGGAAACCUUAAAACUUAAGAAAGAGGCUGCAAAAGGAAGGAUUUAUGUUAAUGUUGGGUUUUGGGGAGGUCUAGUACCCGAAAAUGCAUUUAAUGCAAGUAUUCUAGAAGGUCUCCUAAACGCCGGUGCUCUUGGUCUCAAGUCUUUCAUGUGUCCUUCAGGAAUUAACGACUUCCCCAUGACAGAUGCUACCCAUAUCAAGGAAGGGCUAUCUGUAUUGGCCAAGUACAAGAGACCUUUGCUUGUCCAUGCUGAAAAACAGCAAGAAUUGGAACUGACAGAUGGUGGUGAUGAUCCGAGAUCCUAUUCUACAUAUCUUAAAACCCGACCCGCCUCAUGGGAAGAGACGGCCAUUAGAGAGUUGCUGACAGUAGCGAAAGACACUAGAAUCGGUGGUCCAGCUGAAGGAGCUCACGUUCACAUUGUUCAUCUCUCCGAUUCGCGAUCCUCUCUGGAAUUGAUCAAAGAAGCAAAAAACAAUGGUGAUAGCGUAACUGUUGAAACUUGCCCGCAUUACUUAGCCUUUUCUGCAGAAAAGAUCCCAGAUGGCGAUACUCGUUUCAAGUGCUCACCACCCAUUCGCGAUGCAUCCAACAAAGAAAAACUCUGGGAGGCUUUGAUGGGCGGAGAUAUCGACAUGUUAAGCUCUGAUCAUUCACCAUCUGCACCGGAGCUUAAACUAUUUGAGGAAGGCGACUUUUUGAGGGCGUGGGGAGGUAUAUCUUCGUUACAGUUUGUUCUUCCUGUUACAUGGUCCUAUGGACUUAGAUAUGGUGUCACUUUAGAGAAAUUAGUUUCAUGGUGGAGUGAGAAGCCUGCUAAACUUGCUGGCCAAGAUCUAAAGGGGGAGAUCGCAAUCGGGAAGCAUGCGGAUAUUGUGGUUUGGGAACCGGAAAAGGAGUUUGACCUUGAUGAAAAUCAUACCGUACAUGUGAAACAUCCGAGCAUAUCGGCAUACAUGGGUUCAAGACUCGCUGGAAAAGUUCUGGCAACUUUUGUUAACGGAAACUUAGUGUUUGAUGACGGAAAACACGCUCCCGAUGCAUGCGGUACAACUAUCCUAGCAUGAUUGAUGGUGAAACUUGCCGGAAAUUUUUGGGGGAGAUUUAUAUAAUUCAUGUGUAUACGUAAGUGUGUUACUUAUAGUUGAAGGUUAGUGCUUAUAAUGUGCAUUGUGUAGGAACCAGAACACAAAAAUACAAAAUAAUCGAACCGAAAACUAGAUAUUGAUUGCACACUAGCGAAAAAUUGAAUCAUAAGUACGUUAUUUAAAAACUUUCUAUAAAAAUGAAUAUAAGCUGUUCAGAUUUAA
Molecule: messenger RNA, 1922 nt
Organism: Lactuca sativa (garden lettuce)
Lineage: Eukaryota; Viridiplantae; Streptophyta; Magnoliopsida; Asterales; Asteraceae
Gene: ALN
Product: allantoinase
Biological process (GO): allantoin catabolic process; purine nucleobase catabolic process
Cellular component (GO): cytoplasm
Molecular function (GO): cobalt ion binding; allantoinase activity; zinc ion binding
Source: RefSeq, a predicted model, not a curated record